ACUGACUUCAAAAUGGAAAGCUGUCCCACACCCUGUGUGCCACAGUCACACAUUUAUGCGGACAUAGAUUUCAAUGUUCGCUCACUUUUGUUGAUUUUGAGCGGUACGUCAACGACUGAAGAAGGCGACAUCCUAGAACUAGAAGAUAUCUAUCAGUUACGAGAGGACCUUGAGGUUCUGAUACGAAAUGUAUCGUAUUAUCACCCGAGGAUACAGGAACUCCAUGAAAGGAUUCUAUCGUUGAAAACAACGGUUGAUCAAUUUACAAAACAAGAAAUCAGUAUAGAAGAGAGAGUCAGAUCUCAAUAUCAGAUGCAUUGGGAUGAAACGAAAGACAAAUUCACGGAUGUCUCAAUAGUUUGCAGCAAAGAGCGGGAACGAAUCGAAGAACUUGAGAAGAAUGAAAUCAGAUAUAAAAGUGCAUUGGAAAAUAAAAAUAGCAGAAUAAAGUCAUUAGAAGAGAAGGUAGCCAUCCUGUCAGAGAGUAAUGAAAAAUUAUCUUCCACAGUUAGCCAAAUGAAAGAGGUUUCUGCUUAA
Saccostrea cuccullata (small rock oyster) is the source of this 537-nucleotide messenger RNA. RefSeq lists its product as uncharacterized. The transcript is spliced from 2 exons. Lineage: Eukaryota; Metazoa; Mollusca; Bivalvia; Ostreida; Ostreidae. The record is from RefSeq and is a predicted model, not a curated record. The coding region runs from base 13 to 537 and encodes 174 amino acids.